Molecule: messenger RNA, 1824 nt
Organism: Episyrphus balteatus (marmalade hoverfly)
Lineage: Eukaryota; Metazoa; Arthropoda; Insecta; Diptera; Syrphidae
Product: elongation of very long chain fatty acids protein 7
Exons: 7
Coding region: 414-1259 (281 amino acids)
Biological process (GO): very long-chain fatty acid biosynthetic process; fatty acid elongation, monounsaturated fatty acid; sphingolipid biosynthetic process
Cellular component (GO): endoplasmic reticulum membrane
Molecular function (GO): fatty acid elongase activity
Source: RefSeq, a predicted model, not a curated record
ACAAAUCAAUACAAGUUUUACUGCUGUCCCCGGGAAUAAUUCAAUUAAGUGCUUCACCUAACCGUCCGGUCCAUCAGCACCUGUCAGAAAAUCAAAUUAAACAAAAAAAAAAAAACAAAAAAAAGAUUGUUAACUAUACUUGUUUCGUGUGGGUCGUCGUAUCUUUCACGCAAAAAUAUGAAACCGAAAGUGAAUAUUUGACUUCGGACGCAUAACACUCCAAUGGUUCAUUUCAGUGUCAUGGAGUGUUGUAGUAGUCAACAUGACCCAGACACUAAAUUUUAAAGUGCGAGUAUCUUAAAAGUCACAGCUCACAGUGUUAGAUACGCUUGGUGAAUUUUUUUUCUGUCGGAAUACCUACCAAAAAGCAACGUAAUUUUAUGCGAAAAACCCCACAGGGAGAAGUGUGAAAAAUGUCUAUGAGAAUGAAUGAAACGGAUACAGUGGUGGACCGUAUGGUGAACUUUUUUGUGGAACAUGAAGAUCUUCGCACCAAAAGCUGGUUCUUAUCGAACUCUCCAGGACCGCUUUUUACAAUUUUGGGUGUCUAUUUGUACUUCUGCCUUUAUGCUGGACCUCGUUAUAUGCGUGAUCGGAAACCCUUUGAGUUGAAAACUACUCUCCUCGUCUAUAAUGCUUUCCAAGUUUUACUUAGUUAUGUUCUCUUUUAUGAAGGCUUUAAAGGUGGUUGGGGUGGUCAUUACAGUUUUAGAUGUCAAGAAGUUAUCUAUGAAACCGAUCCAAUUUCAAUGAGGAUGGCCGGUGCUGUAUGGUUGUAUUAUAUUGCAAAACUCACAGAACUCUUGGACACAGUGUUCUUCGUCCUUAGAAAACGUCAACGUCAAGUUUCAUUCCUGCAUUUGUAUCAUCAUACUUUGAUGCCAGUUUGUGCCUUCGUUGGAGUCAAAUAUUUCGCCGGUGGACAUGGAACCCUUCUAGGAUUUAUUAACUCCUUCAUCCACAUCGUUAUGUACGCAUACUACCUGCUGUCAGCUUUAGGACCAAAAGUACAGAAGUAUCUUUGGUGGAAGAAGUACCUCACCAUCAUGCAAAUUAUCCAAUUUUUGAUCAUUUUCGUGCACACCCUACAAAUUCAGUUCCAACCCAGCUGCAAAUUCCCCAAAUCAAUUGCCGCCUUGCUGACAUUCAAUGCUGGUCUAUUCACCUACAUGUUCAGUGCAUUCUAUGUUAAAAGUUACAAAAAGGAAGCAGCUCAAGCGGCGCGAGAAGCUCUCGCAAAAGAUGAAAAGAAGGAAUAAGUUAAUCAUACAAAUAGGGCUAAGGCUUUUUGGGUUAGAUUUCCUUUUGUUUUAUAAAUUUUUUUUUUUAACUCUUUCUAAUUUGAGCUUUUUAGCUCAGAAUAUGUACAUUAAGUGUGUACAUUAAUGUGUAAAUAGGACCAAAUAUUAAGUUAGGUAGUUGGACAUUUUGAAUUUGUUAAUUUAUAAAUGCAAAAUAAUAUGAUACAAAAAUAUAAGAAUUAUAGUACACAUAAAAAAAUAAUUGGUAGGAACAAAACUUCGAAAAAAACCUUCUUUAAAAUUCUUUAAGACUUAACUAAGGAAUAGUUUAAAGAUAAAAUAAUACCUAUAUAUUAUAUUUUCCUUUUCCUCUAUCUAGCUUUUACCAUUGCCAAGGUUUUAUUAUUUAAAAACUAAUUAUAGAUAUUAUUUAAAUGCAUCCGUUGAAAACUAUACAACUUUUAUAACAAAAUUUACACUCACUCCUGUUAGCAAUCUAUUGUGAAUAGAUCAUUUCUGAACAGAUAUAAGCUAAUGUUGGCAUCUGAUCAAACAAGAUCAAAAUACACAAGUUCAAUAAUCA